ACUUCUUCCUUCCAUCCCCUCCCUCCCCAGCCUUCCCCGCGAGCGGACGCGGCAGCGCUUCUGUCUCGCUUUUUCUUAUUUUUCCCCCCUUUCCCCUUCCUUUUUUUUCCUUUUACCCUCCUUCCCCCCCUUUCACCAUUUCCCCUCGAAGACGCUUCCCCCGGGCAGGGGCAGAGCCGGUCUCACUCCCCGCCUCUCCCCGGCCCCCGCCGCCCUAUGGCGAGAGGGAACCCCCUCCCCACCCGGGCACUAGCGGCGGUGGUUGGAGGAGUGGGACCGGCGGUGGCCGCGGCAGCCUCAGGUCCGGGGGAGUCAUGGAACUAAUUCGCUGACCCACCGGCCGCAGCCGUGCGUCUCGCUCGAUCGCCAGCGCCCGCGCCCCCCCCCCCGGCCCGGUUCCCCCUCUUCUCCCUCCUCAGUCGGUCCCGUCCUUGUCCCGCGCGCCCCGCCGCCGCGCGCUGAGGAAAAUGGGGUGGUAACGGGCACCCGGAUGACCCCGCGUCACCACUGUGAGGCCUACAGCUCCGCCGGGGAGGAGGAGGAGGAGGAGGAAGAGGAGGAGAAGAAUGUUUCUCCAUCCCAGAGAGAUGAAGUGAUUCAGUGGCUGGCCAAACUCAAGUACCAAUUCAACCUUUACCCAGAAACAUUUGCUCUGGCUAGCAGUCUUUUGGACAGGUUUUUAGCUACUGUAAAGGCCCAUCCAAAAUACUUGAGUUGUAUUGCAAUCAGCUGUUUUUUCCUAGCUGCCAAGACUGUUGAGGAGGAUGAGAGAAUUCCAGUACUGAAGGUGUUGGCAAGAGACAGUUUCUGUGGAUGUUCUUCAUCUGAAAUUCUGAGGAUGGAGAGGAUUAUACUGGAUAAGUUGAAUUGGGAUCUUCACACAGCUACACCAUUGGAUUUUCUUCACAUUUUCCAUGCCAUUGCAGUGUCAACUAGGCCUCAGUUACUUUUCAGUUUGCCCAAACUGAGCCCCUCUCAACAUUUGGCAGUCCUUACCAAGCAACUCCUUCACUGUAUGGCCUGCAACCAACUUCUACAAUUCAAAGGAUCCAUGCUUGCUCUGGCCAUGGUUAGUUUGGAAAUGGAGAAACUUAUUCCUGAUUGGCUUCCUCUUACAAUUGAACUGCUUCAGAAAGCACAGAUGGAGAGCUCCCAACUGAUCCACUGUCGGGAGCUUGUGGUGCAUCACCUUUCUUCUCUGCAGUCUUCCCUGCCUCUAAAUUCCGUUUACGUCUACCGUCCCCUCAAGCACACCCUGGUGACCUGUGACAAAGGAGUGUUCAGAUUACAUCCCUCCUCUGUCGCAGGCCCAGAUUUAGAUUUCUCCAAGGACAACAGCAACCCGGAAGUGCCAGUCAGAGGUGCGGCAGCCUUCUGCCAUCAGCCCCCAGCUGCCCGUGGGUGCAAGCAUACCUCUGCUAAACGCAAAGUAGAGGAGAUGGAAAUGGAUGACUUCUAUGAUGGACUCAAACGGCUCUAUAAUGAAGAUAAUGCUUCGGAAAAUGUGGGUUCUGUAUGUGGCACUGAUUUAUCAAGGCAAGAGGGACAUGCUUCCCCUUGUCCACCUUUGCAGCCAGUUUCUGUCAUGUAGCUUCCAGUGCAAACUAAGGUAGACUACUCUGGGAAUGGGAACAUGGGAAAACCAGGAAAGGCUAUAUACAGGUGUAUACCUUAGCAGGCCAAUUUGAAGUGAGCCAGAGAAAAAGCCCGUUUACUUGUGUGGCAAAUUAUAAUCAACAUUAUUUAAGCAUUUAAAGACCAAAAGUGUGAAAUUCAAAAGAUCCAAAUUUUUUUUAAAGUAAAAAAAAUCUUGUAGUGUUUGUCAGUUCCAUCCUUUUCUCUGCUAAAAUGUAAUGGAGAUUGACCCAUCUCAGAUUCAUAUUCAGUUUAAAGUUCCAAAAUUUAACUGGCACACACCCUGUCUCCAGCAUCCUGAUUUAAUUUUCCUCAUUUUUGCUUGCUUCUUUAUUGAAUACUUAAUGAACUUUAUGCAUGUGGAUCUAUAGCCUGACUUCCACUGAUUAGGAAACCCUCAAAAUCAUUUUUUAGCGAUUUAGUGAAUAAAUUAUUUGUGUGACAGCCAUGUUUAAUCCAGGAUUCAAAUUAAUCCGAAAAGGGUACUUCAGAAUUGCCCCAUAUGAAUGAGAGGCGGUAAUAGAAAAAGGACUGGCAUGACCACAUUGAUUUUGUGUUUGUCUCAUUUCAGUUCUUGGAGGUUGGAAACAAAAUUGUUUUCAUUUUUGUUUAUCUUAAAUUGGAACUUGAAAGUGGCGUGUAAUUAGGACACUCUUAGAUUUGUUGAAAGCAUUUUUGACUUUUGUAUAAAAGAAUUUGUGAUAAAUAUAUCCAGGUGCUCACCAAAGAAACAUGUAACAACUAAGGUUUUGGUUUGUUUUGUUUUGUUUUUGGUAACUGAUCAGUUUUCACUCAUUUAUAAUCAGUAGGAGAGACUGUCUAGAUGUUGGGGCAGCUCUAUGAUUGGGGUCUGUAACGUGUAAUAACUGAAUUCAGUACCCUAGAUUUAUGUUAAGCUAUUAGUAUUUUCUUGAUGAAAGUUAUUCACCCUACCUGUAUUUCUUUUAAUGACUUCUGGAUCCUGAGCUCCCUGUGCAGUCUGAAGAAGGUAUUGCAGUCAGAACCAUGUACUGAUGAUAAAAGCCUCUGGUAGCAAUAAAAGUUGUCCUUAACCUUU
Leptonychotes weddellii (Weddell seal) is the source of this 2692-nucleotide messenger RNA. RefSeq names its product cyclin I (gene CCNI). NCBI's taxonomy places the organism in Eukaryota, Metazoa, Chordata, Mammalia, Carnivora, Phocidae. The record is from RefSeq and is a predicted model, not a curated record.